AUGCCUGCCGCCAUCUUGUGCACCAGGAGUUCCAAAAUGGGGCCGGGGCUCCUGAGCAGCGUGCUGUUCGUGGGCAGCGCUCUCCUGUACUCAGGAUACGACCCGCUCAACGAAAGGACUGGGCGCGGCCACUCGCGGGAGCAGGCGGCCACGCAGGGGUGGCCUGAGGCCCCGCGAACGAGGCGGAGGGUACACCAGGCCCAGGAGAAGGGAGCAGCAGACGAAGAGGAUUGUGGAAUAGCACCACUUGCAGAUGCUUUGAAAGAGUCUCGGAUUAUAGGGGGCACAGAAGCUCAACUUGGUGCAUGGCCGUGGGUAGUUAGCCUGCAGAUCCAAUCAGGCAAAAUUCUUGCUCAUGUAUGUGGAGGAAGCUUAGUGAAAAGUAAGUGGGUCCUCACAGCCGCCCACUGCACUAAGGACACUAGGGAUCCUUUAAUGUGGACAGCUGUGGUUGGAACUAACAAUAUACACGGAGGGCAUCCCUCCUCCAAGAAGAUAAAAGUGAAAGCAAUCAUUGUCCAUCCAGGCUUCAAUUUGGAAACUUAUGUAAAUGAUAUUGCACUUUUUCAUUUAAAAAAAGCAGUGAGGUAUAAUGACUAUAUUCAGCCUAUUUGUCUACCUUUUGAUGUUUUCCAACAACUGGACCAAAACACAAAGUGUUUCAUAAGCGGCUGGGGAAGAACAAAAGAAGAAGGUAAUGUUACAGAUGUGUUACAGGAAGCGGAAGUACAUUAUAUCUCUCGAAAGAUUUGUGAUUCUGAGCAGAGUUAUGGGCAAAAAAUUCCUACCACUUCAUUUUGUGCAGGUGAUGAAGAUGGAAUUUUUGAUACUUGCAGGGGUGAUAGUGGUGGACCAUUAAUGUGCUACUUACCAGAGCACAGUCGAUUUUUUGUGAUGGGAAUUACCAGUUACGGAUAUGGCUGUGGUCGGAAGAAUUUUCCUGGCGUCUACUGUGGGCCUUCCUUCUAUCGCCAGUGGCUGACAGACCACUUCUCCGGGGCGAGCAGUAAAGGCAUCUGUAACGUAAAUCCUCUACUUGGAAGGGUCCUCAUAGCCUCAGCUUCUGGGGUCUUACUAGGAAUUCCAUAAUGAAAUCCUGAAGACCUUUAUCUCGCAUUGUGUCCCUUCCCAUGUUCCACAUAAUGAAAACUAUUUGUUCUUUUGGCAAGUAAUUGCCCACUUUACAGUUCUCAUGAACGUUUUUUGUAACAAAAGGAUUGCGACAUUUUAGACAUGUGAUUAUAAAUUUGGCAGUGAAUCACAUGCCUCUUUGAUGUAUUUUGUUUGUUUUUUUUUUUU
This is a messenger RNA of Suricata suricatta (meerkat), 1299 nucleotides long. RefSeq names its product transmembrane serine protease 12 (gene TMPRSS12). The record is from RefSeq and is a predicted model, not a curated record. Bases 1 to 1089 code for a protein of 362 amino acids. Gene Ontology annotation, molecular function: serine-type endopeptidase activity. The transcript is spliced from 5 exons. Gene Ontology annotation, biological process: proteolysis; acrosome reaction. Lineage: Eukaryota; Metazoa; Chordata; Mammalia; Carnivora; Herpestidae.